Molecule: messenger RNA, 4405 nt
Organism: Quercus lobata
Lineage: Eukaryota; Viridiplantae; Streptophyta; Magnoliopsida; Fagales; Fagaceae
Product: TMV resistance protein N-like
Exons: 7
Coding region: 695-2254 (519 amino acids)
Biological process (GO): defense response; signal transduction
Molecular function (GO): ADP binding
Source: RefSeq, a predicted model, not a curated record
UACACCACUGAUUGGCCAGCUUUUCAAAGUCUUUCUUUCAUGAAGACUUUUCAGUCUCCUACUUUUAUUACAUCGUUUCAUCUUUACAAACUGUUGCAUGGAAUGGUGUGGUAAACAAACUGGAAGCAGAUAGUAUGAUGAACAAAGAAAAACUCAAAAAGGUUGGUUCAUUUUGAUGCAAUUUACUGAAGGCCAUCUCCACAGAUCUUCUCCAAAAAAAAAAAAAAAAGGACUGCAAAAAGCAUUGUGGCAAAUGGUGAACUAGAGGCCAGUAAACAUCAGUAUCUUCUUCACUCAUUCCUACCAUAGCAAUUCUCUCAAGGUGAAGCAUCACGCACAUCCAUCACCGUGAGCCUCUUUUAAAUUUCUCUUCUCUUCUCAUCUUUUUCUCUUUCUUUGAUUUUUUAAAGUUAGAUUUUAGAGUGAAAUGAAACGAAAUACAUAAAAUUAAAUAACUGAAAUAAAUUUCUUUCAAACGUAAAGAGUGCAUUUGUAUUCUUUAUUAUCUCCAUUAAUCUUGUUAUUUGUCAUUUAUUUAACUACGGAAGUUCCCAAAAAGACAUUUUUGUUGGGAUUCGGUGUUGGGUAUGUACAAGUCAUUUGCUUAUCUUUGUAGGCCUUAACUUUAAAGAUAUUGGUUCAGAAAUCAAAAAGAAAAGACAUUGGAUUCGAACAUUUUGAGUUUCAGGAAAGCAUGAAAAUCAUCGUACUUUUGGGGGUAUUCGUCCUCGGUUGCUACCUAUUUGCCAGAUGGUGCCGGCGGCGCGAUGUUGAAGUUGCCACACAACCGCCACCUUCAACCACCAGUCAUAAAGAAGAGACUCCAAUGACUUCCACAUCUUCUUCUUCUACUCACUGGUGGGAGUAUGAUGUCUUCUUGAGUUUUAGAGGUGAAGAUACUCGCCGCAGUUUUACGGGCCAUUUAUAUAAAGCUUUGUGUGACAAAGACAUUUACACCUUCAUAGACGAUAAACUUCGGAGGGGAGAAGAAAUUUCAAAGGAACUUUGCAAAACCAUCGAAAGGUCAAGGAUUUCGGUUGUUGUGUUUUCUGAAAAUUAUGCAUCUUCCAAGUGGUGUUUGGACGAACUUGUUUGGAUUCUUUACUGGAGGAAAAAUCUUGACCAAUUAGUUUUACCAGUUUUUUAUGGAAUAGAUCCAUCAGAAGUACGUAAGCAAGAGGGAAAGUUUGGGGUAGAAUUGGCUGAACAUGAAAAAAAUUUCAAAGAUAACAUUGGCAAGGUGCAGAGUUGGAGGGCAGCUCUAAAUGAAGUUGGCAAUUUGUCUGGAUUCCAUUACAAUAACAAUUGUCUUGAAUCACAGUUUAUCCAGGAAAUUAUCGAAAGGAUAUCAAGUAAAAUAUUAUGCCGCACACAUUUAUUUGUUGCUCAAUACCCUAUUGGAGUAAAUUCUCGUGCAACAGAAAUAGAAAAGCUUUUAAAUAUUGAGUCAAACGAUAUUCGAAUGGUGGCAAUCCAUGGCCUUGGGGGAAUAGGUAAGACUACAAUUGCAAGAGCUGUAUAUAACAAAAUUGUUGAUGACUUUGAAGAAAGUUUCUUUCUAGACAAUGUUAAAGAAAGGUCUGGGACAAUUGAUGGCAUAAUCCGACUACAGGAGAUACUUCUUUCUAAGUUCUUAAGAGAUGGAAAUUUAAAGGGAGACAACAUAUCUAGAGGAAUCACUAUGAUAAUGGAAAGACUUUGCCAUAAAAAAGUUUUUUUAGUUCUUGAUGAUGUGGAUAAACGGAAGCAAAUAGAAAAUUUGCUUGGAAAAUGUAAUUGGUUAGCUCCUGGAAGUAGAAUCCUUAUAAUUACAAGAGAUAAAGAUGUGUUAACCGCUCUCGUCCAAGAUUCUCUAAUCUAUAAGGUUGUUGGAAUGAACCAACAUGAAGCUCUUGAACUUUUUAGUUUGUAUGCCUUCCAAAAAAUUGAACCUAAGGAUGGUUACUUGCAACUUUCAAAGCAGAUUAUCGAUUAUGCAAAUGGCCUUCCACUUGCUUUAAGAAUAAUAGGUUCUGAUUUGUAUGGAAAAGAUUUCUGUUAUUGGGAAAGUGCAUUAAAGAAGUAUAAAAAGAUUCCCAACAAGGAAAUUCUAAAAAUACUUCAAAUAAGUUACAAAGAAUUGGACCAAAUUGAAAAAGAUAUUUUCCUUGACAUUGCAUUUUUCUUCAACGGGAAAAAGAAAGAUUAUGUUGUAAAGAUAUUAGAGGCAUGCCAUUUAGAACCAAAUUAUGGUAUGUCAAAACUUAUUGACUAGUGUUUGAUAACUAUUGAUUGGUUGGGCAAUUUAUCAAUGCAUAACUUGCUACAACAAAUGGGAGAGGAAAUUGUUCGACAAGAAUCACCACAAGCGCCUGGAAAACGAAGUAGGCUACGAGAUUAUGCGAGUGCUUCUACUGUACUAACAGCAAAUACAGGAACGAAUAAAAUUCGAGGCUUAAUGUUGUACCCGCCUAAACCUGUAACAUUGAAACUUCAUGCUCAAGCUUUCAAAAAGAUGCAAACUAUCAAGUUUCUUAUAGUUAAAAAUGUGCACAUUCAUGGAUGUCUGGAAUAUCUCCCCAACAAUAUAGUGUUGCUGGAUUGGGCUAAUUGUUCUGUUUCCUUGCCAUCCGAUUUUUGUCCUCAACAGCUUGUCUGCCUCAACAUGCCACAUUGUAACAUUAGAAUACAUAAGUUAUUCAAGCAGGUGUUGCCUUUUGAAAAUAUGAAAGAAGUCUGUCUCAGGGGUUGUGAAUCCAUCCAGAAAUUACCUGAGUUAUGGGCUCCAAAUUUAGAGAUAUUAGACCUUUCUUAUUGUACAAAUUUAGUUGAGAUUCAUGAGCCUUUUAGAUUUCUUGAUAACCUUAAAGAUUGGGACCUUGCUAAUUGCCAAAAACUUCGAGCUCUUCCUAGAAGACUUGAGUUGAAAUCUCUUGAAGAUUUUUGUCUUUAUUCCUGUGAGUCCAUUGAAGAAUUACCUGAGUUGUGUGCCCCAAAUUUAGAGACAUUAAAUCUUUUUUCUUGUGAAAAUUUAGUUAAAGUUCAUGAGUCUAUUGGAUAUCUUGAUAAACUUAAAUAUUGGUCUCUCAGAAAUUGUGGAAAACUUCAAACUCUUCCAAGAAGACUUCCGUUGAAAUCUCUUGAAGAAUUUGAUCUUAGUCACUGCACAAGCCUUGAGAACUUCCCUGAUAUUGAUUCAGAAAUGAAAUGCUUAUUUGAAUGUGUCAUUUUCGUUCCCUAUUGACCCCGAGGUCCACCCUUUAAUACCACUUCCUUAUUCCUCAAAUAUGGAUCAUGAGGCUUUCAAAACUGUAAGUGAUUUGGGGCAUUUGAAGGACUUUCGCAAUGAUGGGUAUGAUUUGAGCUUGUCACUAAAUGACUCAGAUGCAAGUGAACGAGAGCCUCCUCAGGUACCUGAUACAUUUAAUGGGUCUAAUUUUGGAUCGGGCCAGAUAGAUUUGGUUGGCUCAACUGUUAGUGGUGGGUUUGAUUUGGGUUCGUCUUCAGUGACCCAUGAAUUUGUGAAUGAUGACUUUGAUUUGUAUUUGUCUCCACCCUCGAAGAAAAAGAGGACAUCUUGAUCUAGCUUUGAAGAAUUAUGCCUCUCUUCCUUCCCCCUGAUUCCCAUCUCCUCCAACUCCAAGUUAGUUCCCUUCACUUUUAUUGAAUCACUCUGCGUCAUCCCUCGUCAAGCAAUAAAUCCCAAUGGAAGAAAGCAAUAACAGAUUUUCAUGUUGUUUGAACCCAUAACCUGCAUUAACAUCGAAUACAUCUGAGUCUAUUAGCCUUUGCUGUUUCAAGAUGCUAUUGUAAAUGGGAGGCAACCUUACUGGGUCAUCUACCAUGAGCUGGUGAUGACUACAAAGGAGUACACGCGAGAGGUCAUGGUUAUAGAUCCUAAAUGGCUUGUGGAAAUGGCGCCUAGAUUUUUCACGGUGGCAGAUUCUACAAAGCUGAGCAAGUGAAAACGACAAGAAAGGAUUGAGCCACUUUAUGACAAACAUCACGAGCCGAAUUCUUGGCGUUUGAGUAAACGCCGUGCUUGAGAUGUCUCAAUGUCAUUCAUUUUGAUUAUGAGUAUUGCUGUAAAUCAGAAUGGUGUUGUUUGCAUGGUUGUCCCUUGUUAUUUGAUGUGGUUCAUUCAGCAGGAGAGAAAUAACUGGGACUUUGAGGAUUCAGAAAAAACUAUUUCAGAUCUUAAACUAUCCUUUUUAAGACUCUUUAGGACUAGGUUGUAGUGUUAGGUUUUCGUUCUUUUGUUUCAGUUCAUGGUUUAAUGGACUUUUGUACUUUAUGUGCUUGAUUUUAUUGUAAAAGGGAGUUGCUAGUUCUAUUCAGAUUAUUGUUACACUACAAGAAUUUUAUUGUAUUAUUAUUGUUACACUACAUGAACUUCAUUAUAAAAGGGAGCUCCUCGUUCUAUUCA